AUGCACAACCACAGAACCACACUCUCCCCCUGGAGCCGCCACACACACGGGCAAGAUGACCACCUGGAAAACUACACUUACUCCUACAAAAGACAUUUCCACAGUGUCUCUCAUGACAGAGAUUACUUCUCCUCCCUCAACUACAUCCUUAAUCACGCCCAGGAACGCAGUCAGUUCUCCAGCAUCAGCCUCUUCUAUUCCACUGAACACCAAUACCUUGACAUCAGCCACGAGUAUGCGUCUGUUUUCUCCACCUGCUCCAUCCACAGAUUCAGUCUCCAGCUGGACCACAACCGUUACCCCGAUAUCCACCUUGAUUACUACCCUCCCUACAACCCAUGUCACGUCCACCCCUAUAUCUCCCACUACACAGUGGCAACACCCACCUACAUCAUCCCAUCUCUCCCCACUGUCCAGAAUACAAGACAUAUCAUCCAGUGUCAUCACAACCUCUACCACAAUGCCUGCUACGGCAACCAUGCCCACAAGCUCCUCUCCCGUGUCUACCAGCAGUACCGGGACCACACAGACAGAGAGUACCACCUCAUAUGCAACAGGCACAGUCUGAGUACAUCUACAAAUGCAAUAACUACUUCUUUUGGUACUAUUAUCUCUUCUUCAAUAUCCGCAACAAUAACGUCCUCUUCUCUAUCCUCCACCAGUGUAACUUCAAUGCUCACCACCACCACUACCUCUCUUUCUACACCCUCACCUCUCUCUAGAAUGGAAAAUACAGGCUCUUCUGCUACUGCUUUCACUACUCCUUUUUCAUCUGAAACUAUAAGAACGUCUCCAGUCACAUCUUCUCUAAAGACCUUUGCUACUGAAACAACCACCACCUGUUUCAUUUCUUCUACCACCCCAUGUCCAGAAUCUGUAUCAGUUACAAUAGCACCUGCCUCUCCCACUACUUCAUGUAUGGAAAUGGGUCCAAGUAGUGAAGUUACUUCUGUGGCCACCAUCCCAAUGUCAGUGUUUACUUCUACUACUGAGAUGGCCACCUCUCCUGGUUCCACCAGUAUGACAACUGUGUUUCCUAUGCGUACGGACGCUUCUGCUGUUCGGGAAACUCAUCCUACCAACAGCAUAACAGAUGCUCCUAGUUCUAGUUCUGUCAGCACUGGGACUGUCCCCAGUUACACAGUUUUGACAAGUGCUCCAAGACCCACCAGUGGAAACUGGAUGAACACCAAUUCUAUAACCAUCCCACAUAUGCCUGGAUUCACUAGCCUCCCACUGACGACGAAACCAAGCAAUAGCUUUCCAACUGCCAUGGUGACUUCAAUCAAGUCGACUCACUCCACCCCAACCACUACCAAGACUCCAGAAACACCGGCGAUUACCCCUCAGAGUACUACCACCCUUAAGUCACCCAGGACCACUUCGACCACUACUCAGAUGACCACACAGUCUAGGUUGACCACCACGCCAGGCACCUGUGACAAUGGUGGCACCUGGAUGCAGGGCCUCUGCCACUGCCCCUUGGGGUUCUCUGGGGACCACUGUGAGCUCCAGGAGAUCAGGUGCCAGAAUGGGGGUAAAUGGGAUGGCCUCACGUGCCACUGCCUUCGUACCUUCUAUGGCUCCCGUUGCGAGUUUGUGGUGGGACAGGUGGAUCUGGACACUGUGGAUGCCGAAGUGGGCAUGGAGGUGUCUGUUGACCAGGCGUUCUCCCCGGACCUCAAUGACUGCACUUCCACGGCCUACAAAGAUUUCAGUGACACCUUCCGGGAUCAGAUGCAGAAGAUUUACCAAAAUGUGCAGGGGUUCAAGGAUGUGGAGAUCCUGUCAUUGAGGAGUGGCAGCAUUGUGGUGGACUAUCUAGUCCUGCUGGAGUUGCCCUUUAGCCCCCAUCUGGAGAGCGAGUAUGAGAAGAUGAAGUCAGUCCUGAAGGAGGAGCUCCAGAAUGUCAGCCAUAAUGGGGACAACUGCCAGAAUAACCAGACCCUGUGUUUUAAGCCUGACUCCAUCAAGGUGAACAAUAACACCAGGAAGGAGCUGACUCUGGAAGCCAUCUGUCGCCGCGCCACUGCCAAAGGCUAUGAGGAUUUCUACUUCCCCUUGGUGGAGGAGAACCGGCUCCGCUGUGUCACCAAAUGCACUUUGGGCGUGGACGGCGCCAUCGACUGUCACCAGGGCCAGUGCCUUGUGGAGAGGAGCGGUCCUGCUUGCCGCUGCUUCUCCACGGACACGCACUGGUUCUCGGGCCCGCGCUGCCAGGUGGCCGUCGCCUGGAGGGCGCUGAUCAGGGGCCUGGCGGGGGUCUGGGCUCUGCUGCUGCUGGGGCUGCUGGCGUCCCUGAGCCUCUUCGUCGCGCGCUCCCGCUCCCAGCGAGGUGGCCAAGGUGGAGGCCGGUCCUGGGAUGACGACAGGAAAUGGUUCGAGAUCUGGGAUGAGGACACUGUGGGGACUUUUUCAAACUUGGGCUUGGAGGACGACCAAACAGUCAAGGAAGAACACUUCCAGGUGGCCUUGGAGACUGUGGACACCAAUGUGAGGGUGCAUAUCCAGAGACCUGAGGUUGGCCUCAUCCUUGCUGUGAGCCCGGCACCUCCCCCUCUACCCUGCCCCAGACAGUGAGAAGAAACCAUCUGAACCACAUCCAUUCCAAGGGAUGGCCCAAGGACUUGGGCAACUCUGUCUCCUGGUUUCCUUGAGCAAACUCAGACCAUCUCCCUGACCCUCAUCCUUCUCCUGACUUGGGUGAAGCUCACCUGGAGACCCAGUUCAAAUCCAGGCUCUUGCACUGUGGGGCCUUGGCCAAGUCAGUCACUUCUCUGAACCCUGUUAAGAUGAGUAGGGCAUCCUUGUCCUGAUACCCCAUGCGGUUACUGUGAAAACCAGACGCGCUCUGUCAGAUCUCUGUCCCAAUGCACCUUCCUGUGUCUGCCCUCGUGCUUAUGUGGUCUCUCGCAGAUCCCCAUCCCCACAUCCUUUGGGGGUCUCGGACCUCAGUCUCUAUUCUCCUGUGAGCAUCCCUAUACCAGUUCCCCACCUGCACCUGUAAACAUCCUCCUACCUGCUCCUUAUGUAACUCCUUGCUGCACCCCUGGUUCCCACCCUUAGAUCUCCCCCUAGGAACCCACUUCUUAAAUCGCUCCCAGCCCAGCGCCCAGCCCCAAGUCUCCCCCAGUUUGUCGCCUCCCCCACCCUUAUAAUCUCACCCUAAAUCCUUAGCACCCCCCAUCCCAGGGCCCCAGUCUUAAAUCCUCCCUCCUCCCUCCACACCCCAUUCCCAGCCAGGUAUGGAUGUCCUCUGCCUCUCAGGCCCCCCAGCUGGUGCUUCUCAGGCCCUGGUCCCCCAUUCUGAGGCUCCAUUCCUUCUUCUCGAUUCCAAAGGCCCAGGAUCCCGGUUUUCUGGGGCCUCAAGGAAGAGCAGAAGCAGGGCCCUGAGGUGGAGAAGCUCCCUCAGCCCUUUGUCUUCAUUGCCCUCUCUCCCCCAUCCCCUACUACCUCACCCUCCCAACACUUCCCCACCGGGCCCCUUUCCUCUCUGGCCUCACCCCCAUCCCCGCAGUAACCUCAGAGGCCAGAAGUCCCCAGGCUUCUUUGCAGGAACAUCUCCUUUGGGGAAGAAAGUCUGCCAGCUUCCAUUGUCCCAUGAGCACAAUAUAGCAUUUAUUGU
This is a messenger RNA of Mirounga angustirostris (Northern elephant seal), 3625 nucleotides long. RefSeq names its product mucin 3A, cell surface associated (gene MUC3A). The transcript has 14 exons. The record is from RefSeq and is a predicted model, not a curated record. The coding region runs from base 1 to 2580 and encodes 859 amino acids. Lineage: Eukaryota; Metazoa; Chordata; Mammalia; Carnivora; Phocidae.